GAUCCUCUCUAAAGCCCUGUGACGAGCCACCAUGGUACGCCUAACCAUAGACCUGAUUGCUAAAUCUAGAAACCACUUCAAAAAGAAAAGGGGCCUCUCCUUUCCAGAGUACCUCAAGACACUCACCCACCUCCACUUUUUCAGCAAGAACAUUGAAGACAUUGGGGAUCUCUCCAUGUGUAGAAACCUCACCGUUCUUUACCUGUAUGAUAAUCAGAUCACACACAUUUGCAACCUUGGCUUUGCCUCCAACCUCACUCAUCUUUAUAUGCAGAACAAUAACAUCACUCAUAUAGAUAAUCUCUCCAAUCUGCAGAAGCUCUCCAAACUGUAUCUGGGUGGAAACAGGAUUGCUAUGGUGGAGGGCUUAGAGACCCUCUGUGAGCUCAGGGAGCUUCAUCUGGAGAAUCAGAGGCUGGAACCAGGGGAAAAGUUGCUCAUUGACCCCAUGAACCUCCUCUCACUGGCUGAAUCUCUUUGUGUCCUGAAUAUCAAUAACAACAACAUUGAUGACAUCAGGGACCUGACAGUGCUGAAGAAACUCCAGCAUUUCUCUGCUGCUGACAAUAGAUUGUACAAUAUGGAGGAGUUAGAGGAUGUGUUCAGCCAUUGGCCUCAGUUGCUUCAAAUGGAUUUGGUUGGAAAUCCUGUGUGUGAAAAAAAAAAGUACAGAGACCGCCUAAUAACCGCGGCCCAUAGCCUGGAGGUUCUGGAUGGCAAGGGAAUUAAUGAGUUAACCAGACAGUUCCUUAUUAACUGGAAAGCAUCCAAAGAGGCCAGGAAGAAAAAGAACAACAAGCAUUUGAUGACGGGAUCGUUCGUCCCCUGUCCUUUAACAAAUGACGUUUGUCAGGGUGGACAUCCGGGCCCCGUCUACAGCCACGCCGGCCUGCACAGAUGGAAGCCGCAGACGUCUCUCAGAAAUCAAACGGCACAAAAAUGAAAGAUUCCUAGGAACGGACUUGUCAUUCAUGUGGCUGCCCUAUCGCCCAUCUGCAGUCAUGGAUGCUUAAGACAAAACCUACCAGUCCACUAAAAUCUCCACCUCCUCCACACAUGCAGGAAGA
Cyclopterus lumpus (lumpfish) is the source of this 1067-nucleotide messenger RNA. RefSeq names its product protein phosphatase 1, regulatory subunit 42 (gene ppp1r42). Bases 32 to 943 code for a protein of 303 amino acids. Gene Ontology annotation, molecular function: protein binding. The transcript is spliced from 8 exons. The record is from RefSeq and is a predicted model, not a curated record. NCBI's taxonomy places the organism in Eukaryota, Metazoa, Chordata, Actinopteri, Perciformes, Cyclopteridae.